Messenger RNA from Aspergillus calidoustus, 1407 nucleotides. The record is from the annotation of a GenBank genome assembly. NCBI's taxonomy places the organism in Eukaryota, Fungi, Ascomycota, Eurotiomycetes, Eurotiales, Aspergillaceae.
AUGGAUGAGAUCGCCCCCGAAUAUGAUGUUGUCGUCCUCGGCACUGGCUUGACGGAAUGUGUGCUGUCCGGUGUGCUCAGUGUCAAGGGCAACAAGGUGCUUCACAUCGAUCGCAAUGAUCACUAUGGAGGCGAAGCUGCCUCGGUCAACAUCGAAACCCUCUUUAAGAAGUACGGCAACGUCCGCCCCGGCGAGGAGCCCUGGAAGAAGUAUGGCCGCGUCAACGACUGGAACAUCGACCUGGUGCCCAAGCUGUUGAUGGCCAACGGCGAGUUGACGAACAUUCUGGUUUCCACCGACGUGACGCGAUACCUCGAGUUCAAGCAGAUUGCCGGCAGCUAUGUUCAGCAAGGAAAGGGCCCUAAGGCUACAGUGGCCAAGGUCCCUUCGGAUGCCAACGAAGCUCUGCGCUCGUCUCUCAUGGGCUUGUUCGAGAAGCGAAGGGCAAAGAAAUUCCUGGAAUGGGUUGGUGAGUUCAAGGAGAAUGACCCAUCUACUCACCAAGGUUUGAACAUUGCUACCUGCACAAUGAAAGAAGUCUACGACAAGUUCUCCCUGGAGGAAAACACCCGCGACUUUGUUGGCCACUCAAUGGCUCUGUACCAGACCGACGACUACAUCAACACCUCCGGAAUGGCUACUGACGCUAUCAACCGCAUCCGUCUGUAUGUCAACUCGAUGGCUCGGUACGGAAAGUCACCAUACAUCUACCCCCUUUACGGUCUCGGGGAGCUGCCCCAGGGCUUUGCUCGUCUCUCGGCCAUCUACGGAGGUACCUAUAUGCUUAACACCACCGUCGACGACGUCCUCUACGAUGAGAGUGGCAAGGUUUCCGGCAUCAAGGCGACCAUGAAGGACCGCGAUGACAACGGCGAGACGAUGAAGUUUGAGACCAAGACAAAGAAGAUUAUUGCCGACCCAUCGUACUUCCCCGGAAAGGCUAGGGUUACCGGCCACCUGCUGAAGGCUAUUUGCAUUCUUAAGCACCCCAUCGACAAGACAGACGGCAGCGACUCCCUGCAGCUGAUUAUUCCCCAAUCGCAGGUUGGCAGGAAGCGCGAUAUCUACAUUGCUAUGGUUUCAUCAGCGCACAAUGUCUGCCCCAAGGGCUACUAUAUCGCUAUAGUGUCCACUAUCGCCGAGACAGAGGCCAACCACCACUUGGAGCUAGAGCCAGGGUUCGAGCGUCUGGGUGAGAUCGAAGAGAAGUUCUUCCCUCCUCCCAUCCCGCUCUACGAGCCUCUUGAGGAUGGCCGCAACGACAACAUCUUUAUCUCGAAGAGCUACGACGCCACAUCCCACUUUGAGACCACAACCGACGACGUGCGGGACAUCUACCGUCGUGCGGCUGGCGAAGAGCUUGUCGUCGAGGGUCUUCGGGAAGGCCAGACCCUUGCGGAAGAGUAG